Molecule: messenger RNA, 2820 nt
Organism: Cordyceps fumosorosea ARSEF 2679
Lineage: Eukaryota; Fungi; Ascomycota; Sordariomycetes; Hypocreales; Cordycipitaceae
Exons: 2
Coding region: 1-2820 (939 amino acids)
Source: RefSeq, a predicted model, not a curated record
AUGGCGACAUUUGUGCCAUUCUUGUCCGACUUUCUCGGCAAGCCAGAUGGCAAGCACGUCGUUGCCACCAUUACCGUCUACUUCCAUGCCGCUCGCUCAACUGGCUCCAUGAUUGAGGCUAUCCUCAUCGCCAUCGUCGCUGUCGCAUAUGCCGAGCUCGUCUCUCUCAUCUCCAUGGCCACCUCUGUGCUUGUCGGAUCUGUCUUUGGACUGGUAACACUGGCACAUGUACUUGUCGUCGUCGUCUUUAUCGGCGGUGGCUUUGGUUUCAUGGGCUGGACCAAGCAACGCAUGAACAACCCACUUGUCAACGUCGCCAGUACACUGGCUUCUCUCGCCAUCAUAUCCGUCGUCACAAAAGAAACAGCAGUCAUUGAUAAUGUAUUUUCAAACCAAAAAAUUGUGCAAGUUUUCAAGAUGCUCAUCAUGGGAGUCACAUGCACUGCUGUCGUUAAUUUGCUGCUCUGGCGCGUCUCUGCACGCCAGCUACUGCGAGCAUCGAUCACACAGACAUCGGUCUCACUAGGAAGCAUGCUUUCUGAUGCAACUACCGGUUUUCUCGCCAGCGCCACCCAGGAGGCUACUUCACCAGACUUCCCCGACUCUUACGCCUACUCGAAAGCUCACGCCUCUAUGCUGAAGCACUUACGCGAGUCUAAGUUCGAGCAUUACCUUCUUGGCCAUGUUCAAAUAUAUCGUCUUGAAAGAUCGACUGUUAGAUCCCUGGAAACCUUGGCUCAAUCCAUAGGCGCAUUGCGCAGCGCCGCCAAAGCCCAGUUUGCGCUACUCAACGGUGAUGGUCGUGAUGCCAUCCUCUUUCGGAUCCAUAGUACUUCAGCAACGCCGUACGUUGCCAGAGAUAUUGACCCCUUCUCCUUCACCGGAACUGAAGGAUCUCAGGCGACAGAGACAGGCUCUAGGGACGCCCCAGAUCUCCGCGCCGCCGGGCGGCUCUUUGCAGACUUCGCUGGCGCAGUUCGGCGCCCAAUGCAAAACCUGUCUGGCAUAUUGUGCCAGCUCCUGACACAAAUGCCGUUCGCUGGUGCUCCCGACUAUGCAAUCCGGAUCGAUGAAGCUCUGCGUGAAGAACUGACAAAGCGAUUGGAGGUAUUCAACACUGCACGUGCGGAUGCUUUGCAAAGCUUGUAUUAUCGCAUUCGGCAAGAAAAUGACAGUGGUCAUCCCCAGAUCGUGUUGGAAGAGGUCGCUGCUGCUUGUGGCCAUUUCUCGUUUACUUUACAAAGCUUCGGCGAGGAGAUGAAGACGUACCUGGACGUCUUGGAGGAUCUCAAACAUAGCUACGACCGUAAACAGUGCACCUGGCGCUGGAUGCUGUGGUGGAGGAGGGGUAAAUCUGACAAUGGAUUGGCAACGCUGCCAUUUGAUGCGCCAGAGACUGAGUUUCUGGUUAAGCCGAUUCGAAAAUCGGCCGUGCCAGCGGGCAUUCCGCGUUCGAUGCGCGAACGGCGAGAUACAUACAGGUGGGACGCGGCUCCUAAUGCGAGCAAGAUUUUGUCGAAACUGUCACAAGCGUCUCUUCACCUGCUGCGAAAGAUGGCGAGCGAUGAUGUUUUGUUUGGCCUCAAAGUGGGCAUAGGUGCCGCGCUGUGGGCUAUGCUUGCAUUCAUUGAGGCAACGCGCGAUGUGUACAACCAUUACCGCGGCGAAUGGGGCCUUUUGUCGUUCAUGAUUGUCUGCUCCAUGACAGUCGGAGCCUCUAACACGACAGGAUGGGCUCGCUUUAUGGGAACUUUUGCAGGCGCCUUCUUUUCGCUGUUCAAUUGGACGGUGAGCCAGGGAAACGGCGCCGUGCUUGCAAUUCUGGGAAGCUUUGUCGCAUUCCUCAACUUCUAUCUCAUUGUCGCGUGCGGUCGUGCACCGCUCGGACGCAUGACAAUUCUGGCGUACAACGUGUCGACCCUCUAUGCCUACUCUCUCAGCCAGAAGGUUGAUGAUAAUGAUGACGACGAAGGUGGCAUCCAUCCCCUCAUGAGGGCGAUUGUCACGCACCGUGUCAUCUCUGUUUGCGCUGGAAUCCUAUGGGGACUUGCCGUAUGUCGGUUUGUGUGGCCCAUCUCGGCGCGGUUGAAAUUCAAAGAAGGCAUCUCAGUGCUGUUCCUGCAAAUGGGCCUCAUUUGGCGCCGCGGACCGCUUGCUAUCCUUCUGCGCUCCGACUGCUCCCAGAGCUACCUCAAGUCCGGUGAGCAAGUCGCGUUGCAGCGCUACGCCGACCAUCUCGAGACCCUCCGCCACAGCGCGGCAUCCGAAUUUGAGCUGCGCGGGCCGUUCCCAUUCGAGGCCAACGGGCGCAUCUUGCGCAGCGUAGACCGGAUUCUCGAUGGGUUCUAUUCCAUGAGUCUGGUUGCGCAGCGCAAAGCAAGCCUCUCCAGUGGCGAGCGUGCGUUGCUUGAGUUCACGGCGCCGGAACGCGCUGUGCUAUGUGACCGCAUCUGCCACAUCUUUCAAGUGCUGGCCAGCUCUACGAUGCUGGAAUACCCAUUGACGGACGCGAUUCCGAGCAUCGCCCGCGCGCGUGACCGGCUCCUGAGCAAACUAUUUGAGUUUCGAGAAGCCCAUGCGGCACGUCGGCAAGCAGUCCUGGGCAUCGGAUCGCGGUCCAGUCAGCAUUCAGAACAGCCAGAACUCGCAUUGUCCGAGUCUGGAGCUAGACUAGAUGUCGUGGUUGGUGAGAGGGACUAUGCGCUUCUAUAUGCAUAUGCGCUCAUUACGGGCCAGGUGGAAGACGAACUGAAGAUUACGAGGCAAGAAAUCGAGGGUCUACUAGGGGUACUGAAAGAUGAUCCUCUUCUUACUGAGUGA